This is a messenger RNA of Venustampulla echinocandica, 765 nucleotides long. RefSeq lists its product as uncharacterized. The record is from RefSeq and is a predicted model, not a curated record. NCBI's taxonomy places the organism in Eukaryota, Fungi, Ascomycota, Leotiomycetes, Helotiales, Pleuroascaceae. The transcript has a single exon. Bases 1 to 765 code for a protein of 254 amino acids.
AUGGAUACCUUGUACUGGGAUACGUUUCUAUCGAACCCGAUCGACGAUGACGAGGCGCACGUUCACGGAAACCCAGAUGAGAACCUAGACACCUCAAGCAAUGAAUCAUCAAUCCCGUGCAGGAAUUGCCGACAUUUGGAUAGGCUGUGCAAACGAUGCCGACAAAAGCUCAAAAAAGCAUCACUCGAGCUCGCCUGCUCUCCGUCAAACUUUGGGAAGUCCACCGCUGUCCCGCUUCGGAGCCUCGCCAGGAUUACGGUGCCUAUCAGACAAAUGACACACUCUUACACAGCAACUUGCAAGGACUGGGCGGGGGGCCGUGAUGGGAUAACAGAGCCCUAUUCGGAGUCCUCGGGAGGUCCAGAUACGCCGGCGCAUAUAGAAUUAAAAGACACGUUAGAGCCAGCACCAGAAGACGAGAACGAGAACGAGCACGAGAACGAGGAAAAAGAAGUGGCCGAUGCUUUCCCAAUUUACCUCCCUGUGCUUGACCCACCUACACCGCGGUACAUGCCAGCCACCAUCCUUCGGCCACAACAACAGCCUUGUCUUCAUUUUGUAUCUGGACAAGGACAAUCUCGAGUAGUAUUCAGAAGACCCUAUACGCGGGGAACGGGGUCUGUCCUGGGGGUCUUUGCAACGCCCGAAGUCGGUGAGCCCGCCUGGCAUCGGAUCUGGAGCUGGUGGGCAGCGACAGAAUGGGACCGCUGGACAGAUACUUUCCGCUUCUGGAAGGCUAGGAACCAGUUAAAUGACGUUGACUAG